AUGACGCACGGCACUGGAGUUGCCGCCUAUCUCGCGGGAGAUCACCUUGGUGUCAUACACAAUGCCAAUCUCAUCGGUAUCUACGCCGGGCUUCUUAACGUGCCAAACGCGUAUGGCGUGCCAGAACAAGAAAAGACACUGGAGUAUCUACUGAUGAUCAUGGAUGAUGUUAUCGAACGGCAACUUCAAGGCAAAGCAAUCAUUAACUUUUCCUUCUCAUUCGAACCUAGCGAUCAGAAAGAUCUCGUGCAGGAUCAACUCAUUAGAAAGGCAAUAGUGGAGCUCCUCGACCGUCCGGAUAAACUUCAAGUGGUCCUGGUGACUGCUUCCGGCAACGAAGGAGAACCGGAUAACCUGUAUAUUGCCCAUUUACCUGCUGUUCUCGCCGAAAAGGAAACACACGAUGUGAUAGUGGUAGGCUCCACAACAAUUGAUGGGACUCGAUCUGAAUGGAGCCAGUUUGAGGACUGGAUCACCACACAUGCUCCGGGCGAAGGCCUCAUAACGGCAACGCAGACAUGGCUGGACCUUAACACUGCAAUGGAUGGAACGUCCAUCUCGAGCCCCAAAGUGGCUGGACUCGCUGCCUACUUCCGUGGACUACCGCUGCUUCCCAAAUGGGCAUGCCAACUUACCAACCCAAGGACAGUCAAAGCAUUGAUCCGCCACUUCCACAAACCCCUAUGGACUCUGGAAGAUAUUGAGGAUCGAGAGGACUGGGAGAUUGUCCCCGUUGCUUAG
Molecule: messenger RNA, 741 nt
Organism: Truncatella angustata
Lineage: Eukaryota; Fungi; Ascomycota; Sordariomycetes; Amphisphaeriales; Sporocadaceae
Product: peptidase S8/S53 domain-containing protein
Exons: 3
Coding region: 1-741 (246 amino acids)
Biological process (GO): proteolysis
Molecular function (GO): serine-type endopeptidase activity
Source: RefSeq, a predicted model, not a curated record